Messenger RNA from Suillus clintonianus, 1215 nucleotides. RefSeq lists its product as uncharacterized. Bases 216 to 1064 code for a protein of 282 amino acids. The transcript has a single exon. The record is from RefSeq and is a predicted model, not a curated record. Lineage: Eukaryota; Fungi; Basidiomycota; Agaricomycetes; Boletales; Suillaceae.
CACAGCUUUUAUUUUAUUGUGUGCCAACGUCAUGCUGGACGUCAAGCAAGCCUGAGGUAUGUGGCGUGCGACUCGGGGGUACAUGGCAUCCUACUGAUACUCUUGUCCUUUGCGCCACCAGCACUACUUUCAUAUGGCUCGCCCGACACCACAAGGUGCGUUUCUUCCAUAUAGUAUUCUCUAUUUUCCAGGCAACUAACGUUGUCUUGAUUUCCAUGUCUGCCAAGAGCGAGGCCACCAGACACCACACGUAUGUCAUGCUCUCGUCGCCUUCUCACCACAGCCCACUAACCGGCGUCGACCACGCCCAGUUUUUGACGGCAAACUCCAGCGCGCACCAAGGUUCACAAUUUAAGGAUGCCAAGAACAGACAACAAGAUGAUGCAACACAGCUGCUGCCCUUCAAGGGCGUCGCUCGCGGCGUGGACGGCGCAGUGGAUGGGACCUGGGUCCUCCUGAUCCUCGUCAAGCUGCGUCUGAUGGCCACAUUCGCAGGGGCUCUCAGGAGUCUGACACCUCUCCGCCCUGUUUGCCUCCUCAGCAUCUCCUUGGUCGGUUGCACUGGCCCGCACCAUGGCUUAGGCACCCCGGCCCACGUCAACUCAACACUCUCGCUGCUUCGUAAGCCCGGGCGCGAGAUGAGAGGGUACGUUCCACUUUUAUCUUCUGGCCCGCACCUGACAUCACGCCAUCUCCAGGGCAUCGGUGGUCGCUGUCAUCCACGGUCGGGACCUAGUGGAUGGCUUGGGACGUGGAAUGUGGGCCCUGCUCUUGAAGCCGAGGACACCCGCCGGGUAGCUCAGUCUCCCGGUUGGGUCGAGGUUGCAGGUGUUGCUAACAUUCCAUCCCUUUCGCCCCUCAGUGCCCGCCAGGUCCGGAGUGGCGUCGUCACAAAUAAGUCUGCUUCCUCGGCGUCAAGAGCUGAUGUCGUCAGCGCGAGUAAGCCCACCCCGGUUGAAUACAAAAAGAUGGCCACUUGCCGACUCAAGACACAAUCUGGACAAGAGGAGAGAGAAUUAUCGCUACCCAGGUCAUGGGGAAAGGUGAGUACUUCCCUUUACUGAUGUUUUUGGUUGUCGUCGAGACUGUUAGCAUCAGCUCGAGACGCCAUUCGAUGCCAUUGAAUAAGCUCGUCAUUCACUGUCAUCGCAUGGAGUCUCGAUGAGCUGAUUUGACGUUCGACGGUUUUUUUCCUCUGAAGGGUUUACGCAGCUC